Molecule: messenger RNA, 438 nt
Organism: Lachancea mirantina
Lineage: Eukaryota; Fungi; Ascomycota; Saccharomycetes; Saccharomycetales; Saccharomycetaceae
Source: the annotation of a GenBank genome assembly
AUGGACUCUCAGAUACAGAUCGACACCUCGUGCGGAUCGUCUUGUACGGAGUCCAACGUCUCGUACACAUUCUUAGGCGCCGGCCCUACUGGCGUUGCAACAGACAGCCAAAGCGGUAACACCGCGACAAAUCACAACACGCCUCAAAUUCUCACGAUCGAUAGCUCUGCGAUUUUGCCCACGACCGCAUACUCGAGCUCGUUUCGAUUCACAAAGACGUGGUCACGUGACUCUGAAUCCCCUUCUUCGUCUAUCAUGGACAAGGCGUCUCUGUCCACGAUGACCACUGCAUCUGCGUCCAGUAUGUCGGACAAAUCCACCUCUGCCGCCGGUGCGAGCUCUACGCCAAAUGUGACGAACUCCAACGGCGCGGCUCCAGUCGGAAACUGGAAAGCCGGGACUUUGCUCUCGCUUCUGCUGCUAGGCGCAGCCAUCUAG